AUGCGUGCACCUUUGUUAGCUCCAUCUUUAUUGCUCCUGGCCACCCAGUCGCAGCAGCAGAGCGUGUUUAAAGAAGCACUAAGAUGGUAUGAUAGAGGGCUAGGCUAUAUUCGGGGGACUUUAGCUUCGGCCACUAAUAUUCCGGGCUAUGAGAUUCUUUCGAUCAUGUCGGCGGCUAUACUGAUGUCCUUUUUUGAAACUAUUAAUUCAACGGUGGACAGUGGCUAUGAGCAGCACAUUUUCGGGGCAGUCACUCUCCUAGAAGCCAACGGACCAGAAACUUUUACCAGCCCAGAAUAUCAUGACAUUUUUCUCGCUGUUCGGGGACAUGCGAUUACAGUCUCUUUUAUGACCGGAAAUCCUACGUGUCUUUCCGAAGAAGAAUGGCUAACAAUCCCAUUCAUCGGUAUUAAAAAGUCCCCUUCAGAAGAGAUAAACGACGUUUUGCUCGCCAUCAUCAAGCUUCUAGCCCAAUUGCGUACAAGUACCGUAGUUGGGGUAGGCCAUAGUGAGCAAGUCAACAUGCAAGAGAAGGUUCUGCUGAAUCUUUGCUAUCUCAAAGCAGAACUGGACCGGAUUUGGAAUGAAAUAAAUCAUUGGGAAAUACAUAAUAUGGUAGAUGCCCCCAAUACUCUUGAAAGUCACUACACUUAUACCAAUGCGUCCGAGGCGAGAAUCGUGGCAAUGCAUGGCUAUGCAAGAUUGAUUAUUCUAUUACUUCUCGACAAAUUUCCUUCUCUUAUUCCAUCCUAUCCUGCUGAAAUCAUGAAUGAAAACUACAAAGAAUCACAGUUGACACAAGCCUCGGCUUCGAUUAUUUCUGCAGCAUCAUAUCUAUCGCAAUUUGACAUUGGAUGCGCGUAUCUUCGAAUGACACUUCCAGUACAGUUGGUCGCCCAGGGAAGCCCGAGUUCAGUUCAACGAAACCAUGCCAUCAAGAUCCUUCGGGAUUGGUUUGCAGAAAAGCCCCUUAAAGGUCUUGCUAAGAAGGCAUUACAAAAUAUAACCUAUGGUGAUCAUAAAUUGACCUUUCAAUAA
Molecule: messenger RNA, 1038 nt
Organism: Talaromyces proteolyticus
Lineage: Eukaryota; Fungi; Ascomycota; Eurotiomycetes; Eurotiales; Trichocomaceae
Exons: 2
Coding region: 1-1038 (345 amino acids)
Source: RefSeq, a predicted model, not a curated record